CUUAGCCCUUGGUGUUUCUCUUCAUAGGGUGACAGAGAGGAAGUUCAGCUGAUCAGCGUAGAAAGUUCUGGAGGGGUUGGCAGAGACUCCCCAGUGCUUCUGUGCAGGGAAUAUUGCAGCAAUUAGAGUUGUUUUUCCCUAAUUAUUUGUGCUGGUGAAUUGAGUAGUGGAAAGGCAAUGUGUUGAAGGAAGACCAGUUGCAAUUUGGAUGUGCUCCCAUAACCUAAAAUGCUUUUUAGAUGUAGUGGCUCAGAACUGAGGCUUUUGAAACUAGCACCUGAGUAUCUAGUGUCACCUACAGGCUUGUAGCCUAUAGUGAGAACUUGCUGGGAAGUUCUUGAUUCAUUAGGCAUCUGAUCCUGAAAACUGCAUCCUAACAUCGUUGCCUGACUUUUAGGAUAGGAUCCGAUUUUGGAGAGUUGUGCAGAUUUACCAUAAGGCAAAUUCUAAGAUGCAAUUUCAGCUUUCUAGAAGUUUUUUCAUGGCAAUAACCAGUGUAAAUUAUGUACUUAAACCCCAAAACACCACAGUCAUGGUCAGCAGUUGUUGGAGUCUUUUGUUCAAAACCCUUUAGGUGUGAAGUAGAAGGAAGGUGUAUUUAUUUCCUCUGUAAGUUGAUGUAAGAGGAUGUUGACGGUCAGUUUCAAAACUGCAUUUGUUAAUGGCAAACAUUCCGACCAGCUUCUGUGUUUGGGUCAAAAGUGCAUGUUUAUAUUUGUAGUGUGUGACUAGCUAAAAUUGGUUUUGUUUUGUCAGAAGAAAAUCAGGAGGCUGAUGCAGAAGAAGCACCAACUGUUCAUGCUGUUGAGAUGUCCUGUAUUCCAUUGUUAAUGGAACCAACACCUUCCAGCUCUGAGGUCCAGGGAGCCGCAAAAAUUAGGAAUAAUGAUGCUGCCUCCAGACUUUUGAUUCCUCCUCCUGAUGAUAAUGAAAGCAAAUCUAUUCAAAGAAAGAGAGUGCUUCCAUCUUGGAUGUUGGAAAGAGAUCUCCUGGUGCAAAGGGUUUCCAAGCCUGUAAUGACAGGAGGUGGUAGAAAGAAAAAGGGCCAAGGAUGGGGAGGUCAGACAAAGUCAUUAAAAUCAGAAGUACAUGUACAGCAGAAAAAAAGAUCAGCUUCAGAAGAAACUAUAGGGGAUUUUGAAGGUGGAGAGCAAGAUCAAGGGAAAAGGAGCUGCCUUUCCAUCCCUGUUGCUUCAUCUCGGAAUACAUCUGGAUUUCCUCUUGAGACUACCAUGAGGGAUAUGGAAGGAAGUGGCAAGACUGGAACAAAAAGCCCUGGAAGUUCUUUGGAAAAGAAUGAUAGGCAGCUGCAUAGCAAAUGGUCUAAAAGAGUUGAUCAGAUCUCCAGUAAAGACAAUAGAAUUGAGGAAACAGAAAACAAAGAGCAGAUUACUGGUUCUACAAGCCGACAAGCUCACUAUGGCAGGACUUCUCAAUAUUUUGGUGCCCAGGAAGGGAUUCUUGAGCCUGAUGCAAAUCUGGACUACAACACUGAGAUUUCUGAUUCAUCCAGAAGUGCAGAUGCUUCAGAAAGCUUCAAACAGAUGCAGCAUAAGAGGACACCUUGCAUGUAUGGAAGUGGCUGUUACAGGAAGAAUCCCAUUCACUUCCAGCAGUUCAGUCAUCUUAAUGAUGAUGACUAUCCUGACAUGGAGAUGGUGGCCAAGGGUGACAAUGACAACCGGCCGGAGUGUCCGUAUGGAACGGCUUGUUACAGGAAGAACCCCCAGCACAAGCUGGAAUACAAGCACAGUGCACCUCCAGUAACUGGAAGAAGAACACGACAACGAACUUCAAGCAAUGGUGAGUGUAUUCUAAAUUAUGGGUGGGCACAUCAGCCUGGGACACAGUUGGUCUGCUGUGGCUCUUUUGGCGUUUAAUAGUGCCAGAGAUGCUUGAUAAUACUUAGCUGAGGAGAAAGUAGUCCUUGUUUUAGUAAAAUCCUUCCUGUUUUCUUACAAGUAAUAGCGCUUCAGUUGAAUUUCUGCCAGUCUUUCUGGAUAAACAUACCUGUAUUUCCCUAGAAACAGACAAGAAAACAAACAUAUUUUAAGGAGAGACACAUAUGGCUAAAUGGUGUCUUUCAUCUUCACUCCUUAUACAGCAGCCAUAAUAGGAUAAAGGAAUCCAGUAUUUCGUUCACAGCUGGUUAUGGUUGCCUUAUAAGGAGUGAUUUCUCCUGCAACAUGGACAUACUCCCUCUGCAUUGCAUUGACCUUUAAAUAACUUUCAGGUGAUAAUCUGUGCAUGUGCUGAUGAACUUGCUUACUCUUAGAGUGAGGUAUUGAUGUUUCAGGGCUUGUUAGGAUCAAAGUGUAGAAGUUUAUGUAUGCUGUGAGCACAUAAGUUUUAAACAUGCUUAGGUCUGCUUCCAGGAUUCUUUUGUGUCUUAUCUUCCAAAUGUGAAGCUUCCUUUGCUUUCUGAAAUUAAAAGUGAACUUUGAAGAGUAGUGUGAAAGUCUGAUGCUGUGCGGUGUUCACUUUCAGUGGCAAGAGUAAGGCAGGAGGGUGUGGAACUGCUGCAUUUUGAGUGGGAGUGGGGAUGGGCUUGCCUUCUUUGAGAUCACCAGGGAGUGGCUGAGAAUGUCCUAAAGGAAUCUUCAAAAUAGAUCUGCUUUCUACAGAAAAUAAAUAAAAGUGCAAAUAGCUGUAGUGUUUUGGCCUCCAUUUCUGUUGUGGGUGAAUGCAGGAGGUUGUUUUAAACUUACUACUGAGAAAUUUCUUUGCCAUACCAUUUCCUUGUCAAAUUUGUGUGCACUUUGGCUGUCACCAAAUAUUUGCUAUGCUUAUAUCUGUGCACCAGCAUAUUCUGAGGCGUGUUUGUUACAUGUGUGCUUUAGUGCAUCCUGUGUUACAAGUACCAGACCCAUCUUGGUCAGAGGUCUGUGGUAGAAAUUUGUGUUUCAGCAUUGAGGCAUGCACUGAGUGGUGAAGAUUUUAGAAUGAAGAAGGUUGGGCUAUGUGCAUAUCUAAAAGUCUAGAUAUAUUCUUGAAGGUUUUAAAUUGCAGCUGUGCCUCUCAUAAGAUCCUUACCCAAAUAGUAGGUCCUGUGUGUGCAGCUGAUGGUCAGGCAAGGGUGACUCGGAAGGAAGAAGUGCUGCUCUUGUAGCAUGUAAAACUUGCACACAGAAGUGAAAUUCAGUCUGUUAAGUUCAGCUUUUCUUACUAAGAACAAACUGGGGAAGAAUUGAUAUUCUGCACACAUGUGAAAGAAGGGAAUUAAUUUAUUAAGUUCUAUUUAUAUUUGCUACUUUUUUUUUUUUAAUGUCUUGUUGACUGUUUUACUUAACUCUGUGGAGGGCAAAGCUUAUAAAGGUGGUGCUCAGCAGGUUCACACCUGAGACCAUCAUACCACGUCCUGCAGUGGCAGACGGUAAGGGCUCCAUUAACCUUUUGUCAUAUUUGGCACAACUGCACCGUUAGACACAGCAAGAUUAAAUUCCCUACGAGUGUAUUUAAAUUCCACCAACCAAGAGAA
Molecule: messenger RNA, 3478 nt
Organism: Sturnus vulgaris (Common starling)
Lineage: Eukaryota; Metazoa; Chordata; Aves; Passeriformes; Sturnidae
Source: RefSeq, a predicted model, not a curated record